Caenorhabditis bovis is the source of this 621-nucleotide messenger RNA. NCBI's taxonomy places the organism in Eukaryota, Metazoa, Nematoda, Chromadorea, Rhabditida, Rhabditidae. The record is from the annotation of a GenBank genome assembly.
AUGACGUUUGCCGCGCGCGAAUCUCCUGCAUGGCUCAUUCGCAGUCGAGGGCUCGAGUCGCUCUCAAUCAUCAUGAACACCGCGAUCAUCGCCCUUUCCCUAAUCGGGAUUGUCAAUGGAUUAGGCGGCAAGCCGUUCAUGGUUCAUCGCAAGGAUAUGACCGGCAAGAAUUACGCGGUGCUCGCGCUUUGCGACGAUUUCUCAUUGAAAGGACACCAAAUCAAUGUGACGCUUCGCCUUCGCAACGACGUCGCCGAAGAUCUUGAGGUGAUCGCGUUCCGCAACUCGAAGGAGCCGAUUGAAGUUGAGAAUCACCUCGGAGCCAAUAUCACCGAGGUGCUGCUCACCGCCGAGGAAUCGCCGACGCCGUACAACAUAAGAAAGGUCUCGUUGAGAAUUGGCGACACAUUAUACAAGCUUCAUUUGAACCCGCAGUGUGACGAUGAAGAGGAAUUCUUGACGUCAACGAAUCAGCAAACGUUUUGGAGUCGUCGAAUUGACUGCGAAAGAAAGGACGUCUACUGCGAUGAUCGUCACGACGAGUUCAUUGGCUGCGAGAACAUGUUCGUCUAUCAUUUGUCGUGGAAGAAGGGUGCCACGGGACGAGCGCCAAAACUCUAA